Molecule: messenger RNA, 1671 nt
Organism: Cherax quadricarinatus
Lineage: Eukaryota; Metazoa; Arthropoda; Malacostraca; Decapoda; Parastacidae
Source: RefSeq, a predicted model, not a curated record
AGCACAGAGCUGAGUAGUCCUUCACGGCUGGUCCUCACAACAGAGAUCACAAACAGAACUGGGUGUUCCUUCCAGUCCUGCUGUCUGCUGAAAUUCGUCUACUUCUGUCAAAGAAGUUUUAAUUUUCUUUUGGCUGAUUUCUUCCCAGCCUGCUGGACUUAUACUAGUUCUGCUUGUGGCAGUUUCAGUUCACCACUGCUCCUUCUGGUACCCACUACCCGUCGGCGUCUACUACCUGCCUGCGUCUACCUACAUCUACCACCUACCUGUCCAUAGUCUCAUCACAACAAGACCACCACAGAUAUGUUUCUACUUCGGUGUGUGUUCUUCUUUGCCCUCGUCACCUCGUCCUGGACAUCGUCACUGCCCUUCUUCAACCUGGGAGCGAAGCCUCAUCAAAACGCCUCCACGUCCUCCAGUGAGGCUCUGAUUACUACCUCCAGCAUGCCCCCUACCUCAAACACGUCCUCAGACUCACCCUCACAUACCUCUAACUCUUCCUCGCUGAACGGGCUAGCUGGGGAAAGUCAAGAUAUGCUGUGCAUCAACAGUCUUCGCAACGAAGCUGUGAUACAAGCCAGCGUGGUCAUGUCUAUCGUCAACAGCUUCAAGGAUGAUUACGUGAGGGCAAAGUUAUUCACAUCCUGGGAUGAUAUCAACUCCUCCUUCAACUCGAAUCUAGACCAGCAAUUCCUGAAGGUGUGUGAUGCCAGUGAUUGUUCCGAGGUGCUGCCUACCCUUGUUAAGAUUCCCCAUUCCUCUCCCAGUACCCUCCAGGAAGCACGAGAGGAGGUGGCCACAAUGACGGGGAUAAUGCAGCAGUACCAAAUUGCUUUGGAACAGCUUUUCCUAGACGAAACCCUCACCCAUCGUCCCCCCAGCGAGAAAUCCUUCCUGGAGGAAGUGGAUAAGGUGUACCGCCUGCUUGAGGGAGUGACAAGAAUAUUGCUGAAGGGUGUGGAACAUUGUGGGGUUGUGCCCGAAUUUUCCACCAUCAGCAAUCUAUCUAGGAAGAUGUACAUUAGAACUCGUAAUAUCAGGAAAAGCAUGAGAGGUUUCGUUACUCUUCGUCAGUUCCUCUUUGGGCUCCAGAAGCUCGUGAAGGACUUCUCCUGAAGCAGUUACAGCGACAACAUCAGUAGCAAUAACAAUACUGAAAUUUAAUAUUUUUUUAUCUUAAGAAUAGAUCAAUACAAAAACAGACCUAUACUGCCACCAAUAUACCUGCUGUGUCAAUCCCACUACUGCCACCAAUGUACCUGCUGUGUCAAUCCCACCACUGCCACCAAUGUACCUGCUGUGUCAGUCCCACCACUGCCACCAAUGUACCUGCAGUAACAAUCCCACCGCUGCCACCAAUGUACCUGCAGUGACAAUGCCACCUACCCACCAUCACAUCACAACGUUCUCUUCUCUCUCCUAUGUCUUAUAGUCUCUAUAUGUCUUAUUCCCUCCACUUCAUUAGUCUUCAGUUAUCACUGUUUUAUUUUCUCCACCUUUCAUAUCAUUCUUUCCACCUAUUCUUAAUUCCUUAACGUCUUUUAGCUUUUCCAGUGCAUCACUGUUCUCUCUCACUCUCAUCCCUAUUCUCAUCCUAUAUUCUUAUUUUUCUCUCUUUUUCACUCUAACUUUUCUAUCUCAUAUAUAUUUUACUCUCUUUUUCCAGUGUUC